Coregonus sp. 'balchen' is the source of this 26566-nucleotide messenger RNA. The record is from the annotation of a GenBank genome assembly. Lineage: Eukaryota; Metazoa; Chordata; Actinopteri; Salmoniformes; Salmonidae.
ACACACACCUGCGUCUGCGACCCAGGUUACACACAUGCUGUACACACACACACAUACAGUACAUACACACACCUGUGUCUGCAUCUCGUCUCACACCAUUCACUUGCUCUGAAAGUUGUUCACCAUAGCAAUGUUGUUUUGUAGUCUUCAGCUUUCAGUUUUCAUUCCAUUAUAUGACUGUGUAUAAUUCUGCCAUGUUGUUGAAGACCUGUUGACCUUCUCUCUGUAACCUGUGCCCUUUCCCAGGGUACUUUGGGAGGGAGUGUGUUGACGCGUGUCACCUCAACCCCUGCGAGCACGUGUCCACCUGCGUCCGCAAGCCUAGCUCCUCCCAUGGCUACACCUGCGAAUGUGGACAGAACUACUACGGACAGUACUGCGAAAACAAGUAAGACCUGGACCCUUUGUGGAAGUGCCUGUGUAAGUGUGUGCAUGUGUGGUUAUGUGUGUGUCCUGAUUUGGCUUCAUGUUUUCAUGUUAGCCUAAUCAACCUCUACUCCCUUACCUUCCUCUCUGUCUUUCACAAAUAUGCACCUCACCAUUCAUCUGACUGGGAACAGGAUCUACUUUUACCGUCCUUAACUCAAAACAGUCCUUCUCCAGCACCUGGUGUAAGCCUGCUGGGAAUGAACCCCAGAUGUGGCUGUUCCCAGGCCUGUGAUCUAAGCUCUCUGGGGGAUUUUUUAUCUUCCAAAACUGAUCCCAGAUCUGCCUUUGAUUAGAGCAGGAAUCUGGCGUGAGUGUCAGAGGCAGGAGCCAGAGGGUUAGAUGAAACCACUGUGUGUUGUUCUAGACAUUAACUGGUUCUUGUAACAAGUGUGUGGUGUGUAUGGUUUAAAUGCGAACGGGGUCUGUAGCGGGUGUGUGUGUGUGAGCGCGUGUGUGUGUGUUUUUGGCGAUAUAUAACGGUAAGCCGAGCCUCAGGCCAGCUUUAGCUAUAUUAGGUUCUGGCCAUAAAUGGCUUCUGUAGUACUGCAGUAGCCAGCAAAAUACUCCUGACUAUUCCUCUGGGUGGUAGAUUGUAUGUAAAUUCUUUACCCACUGACCUUUAACCCAAAUGUCACACAUCAUUUCCUGUCUAAGGCAGGAUGUGGGACUCCCUCAUGCUUCAGUGCUCCUCCAUAGGUGUUUGGUCUCCACCUGCACUGCUACUGACUAUCCUGCCCCUAUUAUAACCCCCUAUCUUACCCCUCCAUCAACUCAGAGAAAUUAAUGUGUUGGAGAGCGAGUGUUUGACUCACUCACUGUGUUGUGUCUCUCUACCAAGGGAUAGAAAGUUUAUACUAGAUUUGUGAUGCAGUUGAGUGCAUUUUUGUUGUUAAGUGAUAUUGUUAUAGCAUUCCAUUUCCAUUCAUGUGCUAAACUCAACUAAAUGUGUUGUUAUUGUGUGAUGUGUCAGGAUUGAGAAGCCGUGUGCUCGGGGCUGGUGGGGGAACCCCAUGUGUGGCCCCUGCAACUGUGACAUCGGCAAAGGGUUCAAUCCUGACUGUAACAAGACCAGCGGAGAGUGUCGCUGCAAGGUAAGAAGAUCAUCACUGGUACUCUUCUCACAGGCUAAUGCAGGGUUUCUCAAAUGUGUUUUGGACUCUCCUUAAGCCUUUUGAAUUUUCUGUGACCCUAAGAUGAAUCUAACUAUGUUUCCUCUUGAAGCCCCCCAAUUGUAAACUAUGACAAACCUAGUAGGAAUUGGACACAACUCACCAAUAGGUCCCAAAUCAACCAACCAUUCUUAAAACACUAGGCUGGUAGAUAAUACUGUAUGUUGUAGGCUUAGUUAGCUGAAGGUGCUAAUCGCUAACUUUCCCCCAUCUCUCUCCCCAGGAUAACUACUACCGGCCCAAGGAUGAGGACACCUGUUACCCCUGUGAGUGCUUCCCUCUAGGGGCCCACUCCCGUACUUGUGACCCCCACACCGGACAGUGCCCCUGUAAAGCCGGGGUCAUCGGACAACAGUGUAAUCGCUGUGACAACCCCUUCGCUGAGGUCACCGCCACCGGUUGCGAAGGUAUGUAUACACAUGGAAGGAAAUGGUGCACAUGCAAAUGUUUGAUACUCUUAAAUUCCUUCUUUGAUGUAAUCAUUGAUCUCACUCAAUUUGGAUUCAUGAAAGCAAGGAUUCCUCUUAUCCAGACAUGUCAGAUCAGUUAUAACGCCAAUGACAGGAGGAAGGAAGGAUUCAUCUUCAGAGUAUUUGAACAGAGCCUCUGCCUGUCUAUAGUCUGGUUCAAGGCCUUCCCUCUUUUAGAUACCAUAUCUGUCACCUAAGUGCUCCAACUGAACCUUGUGGCUACUGUAUAAAAGGUCUUCAAAGAGUUACAAUCAUGGUCAUUUCUUAGGAUAUAAGCACUUGGGUAUGUAUACAAUACAGCACAUGAUCAGACUGCAUUACUUAAAAAGCCAUAACAACACACAUACAAGUCUUAACCUGGUUUUGUUUAGGAUUAGGCUACUAAAUUAGAAAUCAUGUGAAUUUUUUAUUAACGUUGUGGAACCACUCUGUAGGAUUAUUGAUAUAAUUGCUGGCCUGUUUGGCUGUUUUGAAAGACUCGUAAGAGUUGUUAGCGGUAGUGUUUCUUGGGCGUGUUAGAUAUGUGUAAAACAGCCCAAGGCAGCCCUUGAUGCUCAAGGCAGAAGUUGUUCCUAGCCACAGAUCUAGGAUCAGAUUACACAUAACUCACUACCAACCAGAACCAUUAGGGGGAUCACAAAACAUCUGACCCUGUGUCAGUGGUUAGGGAUUAUAAAGACCACUUCUAACUGUGUGCCAUCUGUCCCCUCUCAUCUCUCAGUGGUGUACGAGGGCUGUCCCAAGGCCUUCGACCAAGGGAUCUGGUGGCCCAAGACCAAGUUUGGCCGUCCUGCAGCCAUGAACUGUCCCAAAGGAUCUAUCGGUGAGUUCCUCUGCACGCUACACAGCUCUUAUGAUAGCAGGAACAGUCACAAUAAUACUCAGCCCAAUUCGUACGGUUAUCAAAUGCUAUGGGUGGAGAAUGGAGAUUAUGUACUGUGGAGUCCCUUAGUUUAAGGCCUUCUGCUGUUCCUAACACCUCUUUCUGUGGAGGGAACUCAUUAACACAGCACACUAAUGAGGCCCUCUCAUUGGUCUAUCAGGGCCUUUUGAGACUUGUCAUUGGCCAAUGGUGUUUGUGAAACUCUGUCUCUGGAGGGCAGCAGCCGGAGACAGAGACAAACACUGGGCAUUGUGAAGAAGACUUGGCAACUUCUGCUUGGAGCCACAUUCAUAAAACCGCAGAGCCGUGUGUGUGUGCGCGGUGGGGUGGGCCUCCUGCUCCACAUAGAGCCUUAGCAGUAGAGACAAUAUGGGCAGGGCCAGGACGUAACAUCACUGACCUGCUCCCAUUAAACCACAGUAACCUCCCUAGUUACCCCCUUAGUUACCCUUGUCACCACGGAAACCCUUUGUUGCCCGCCAGACUCUCUUGGGCCGUUUUUAUUGGGUGACUCGGCUUGGCUCACAUCAACCAACGGUCCUCUGUCAGUUCUAACCGUAAACUCUUUUCUCUGUUGAACGCUUGUUUGGGAUGAAUGGUAAUGACGUUGGCAUUUAGAUUGUGCUUUUAUCUAAUUUAUUAUCUGAAGGAACUCCCCAUUUCCACCCAUGUGUAGCAGCCACCUGGUGCUAGGAAGAGACGGUUGAACUAUUUCUCACCCCCAAUAUUCCUCUUCUCCUCCUUUUUGUUUUUGCUUUUCUUACUGUUCAACUUGUUUCUUUUCUCACUGUAGGAACUGCUAUCCGCCACUGCAGUGAUGAAAAGGGCUGGCUGCCUCCUGAACUCUUUAACUGUACCACAGGCUCCUUCUCCCAGCUCAUGAAGAUGGUGGGUGUGCUCGAUCUUAUCCAGUCCAAGGCUAUGGCAUCCAUAGUUCACUCAUACAGAGACCUAUUCUAACUACAGAUGUGCAUAUACACAGCUCUUAUCUUGCAAAUCUCCCACUCAAAGAUUAUACAAAAUUCGGAGUCACUUAUGCAAAUCUAGAGUUCAGGGGUGAAAAUAAAAUGGUAUGGCGUCCUGGCAAAAUAAAUAGUGGGGGUACGCCUAAAUAGUGGGGGUACGCCAUACCGGUAAACCGUGAGCCUAUCACAAGUAACACAAAAUGCCUAAAAAAACUUUAGGCUAUUACACCAUUAUUUAACAUUACUGAAUGUCAGCCGCGUGAAAAAUGUGCGAAUUGCCAAAUUUUGUUGUGGUUCAACGAGAACACUUGUAUUUUGCCAAAGUGUAGAUGAAUGUUCAAGACGCGCGAGGACAAUGCACAAAUUAGUAGCUGAGACCGAGCAUGGCAGAUGAGUGGCCGAGUUAAUAACAGUGGACAUCAAUUCAGGCUACAAGUGUAGGCCAAAUGACAAUCGCAGAAUGUCAUUACAAUACAUGCAGGUGUUUUAUAACUGAUGUCUCUUUCCAUUCAUCAAAUUGUGGGUGCACAGUGCACUGUAGGGGUUUGGAUGCUGGAAUUAUUUUGUGAGUGGACAAACGUGCGCGGGUAGCCUACAGGAGCGCCAUUUUUAAGUGAUCAGAUGAAAACAUCAUGACUGGUUGUGUUUAUGCUACAUUAAAAGUCAUAGGUGGCAUGUCCAUAAGGCUAGGGGAAGCUAAGCUUUCCUUAAAGUAAAUUGAAUUAAAUUGCCAAUUAAAAAGCCUAAUUAGCUUACUUCUGUCUAUACAUAAAUAAAUAAAAUCAUUCAAAAUUGGCACUACACCAGAAAGCAUGACUUGGCCACAGAGGAUCAUUAGCUUAUGUUCUUUUGUAAAGCGGUGGACUGUUUUAAAUCACAUGGCCUACAGUCAGAAGGGCCCACAAUUGGGCAGCACACGCGGCAAAUACCAAAUAGAUGAUAGUUGAGUUGUGACUGUCAGUGAAAAGCAGAGAGACCCAGCCAGGCAUAUCAUAAUAUUUAAAAAUACAAUCGUGGAAAAACUGUUUGGAAAGCAAAUGGCUAUUGCUGUAAAGAGAUGACAAUGAAAAGACUCAAAUCUGUCUUUUAGUUACCAAAAUUCUCAACUUAUUGAGCGAACAGUAGCCUAUCUUAUUGGCACUAGCGGAGAACAUCGGCCAUAUCUCCGGUGAGUACACAUAUUCACUGUCUUUAUCAUUGCGUCAAUGCCACUUUUGUUUGUUUUUGGACAAUAAUUUCCUCCUCCAGGUUAGAUGGAUAUCAUAUUGUAUUUGUGUCUCCCCUUUUCGUAGGCCGAUUAUAUGGAUCUGACAACAUUGUUUUUAUUGAUCUGUUUGUCAAUGUCAGCCAAGUAGGCUACCCUGUAAUUUUUGUCGUAUUAAAAAAGUUUCUGUUAAUAUCACCAGUCAUAUAAAGUGUAGUAGAAUUGCAUGAAAUGUGUUUAUAAAAGGCCAACAAGAAAUGUUAUCUGAUAGGCCUAAAGCUUAUAUCCUAGGCCUAUUCUAAGCCACUACACGCUACAUUGAACAGUCUUUUUUGCGAACAGUGAUUGAGUUAUAUUAUUAGCCUAAAUUAUGACUAUUCAGUCUAAUCAUCACAUUAGGAAAAGUAGGUUGUCUCACGUAAGUCUGCAAAUGCGAGGAUGCAUGGAAUGCUUUAUUACAAAGGUGCAUGUUAAAAGGUAUUGCAUGUUAAAAGUGAUAUGACAAAUCUUUACUUGGCCCAGGCUACUAGGCCCACAGAGAUCAUAUAUGAAAGUAAUAGGUGCGCGUGCUUGGGUGUCCCAUACCGGUAAGAAAUGUGAUCUACUUUCACCCCUGGUUAGGAUUCAUCUAUUAGUACCAACCUAUCACAGACAGUCAAUAUAGUUGAAACUGUCUCCAGUAUCUGUCUGUAUCCUUGACCUCCUUCUCUUCCCCUCCGUCCCUCCAGAAUGAGGAGAUGCAUCGUAACGAGUCCAGGAUGGACGGCGAGCGCUCCAAAGCUAUCGUCCGCCUGCUCCACAACGCCACCAACCACACGGACAGUUACUACGGCAACGAUGUGAAGACAGCCUUCCAGCUGCUGACCAGGGUCCUCCAGUACGAGAGUCAGCAGACAGGCUUCGAUCUCACGGCCACGAGAGACGCAGAGUUCAACGAGGUCAGAGUUUGUUGUUGUUCAAAAAAACAAUGUUUGAAUACAACAUUGCAAAUAUGCUGACUGCAAACUGGCUAAUUGCAAUAUUCUUAUUUUUCUAAAGUUUUGUUUUGUAUGCAUAGUAUUUCUCUCAGGGACCAUGCACUACUUGUCUGUUGUGUCAGACAGCAGGGCAUUAGGUGCAUUACCAGUGCAUUAUUCAGGAGUAGCCGACUGGGUGGGUUCAGUUACACUGGGACAACUGGAGGAAUACUGCCCUCCACUGGCUUUCUCCCAAUUCCACUAACAGGGGGAAGCUGACCUGGCCAAUGUGAAUGCAGGUUGGAAUUUAUUUAGAUAACUAAUGUACUGGAGGCAGCUCUGGAGAGUGGUCACUAGCUGGCACAGCUACAAAGUCCAAUAAUCAGAUUUUAAACAUAGCCUUAACCACACUGCUGACCCUAAUGCCUAACCCUAACCUUAAAUGAAUCUUUACGAUAUAGACAAUUUUGACUUUGCAGCUGGCCCAUCUAGCGGAAACCGCUCAGUUCUGGCUCCAGGGAAAGACUCGUGACAAUAAACAUCAACCUGAGUGAUCUGAAAAGUCAUAGUCAAUCGAUCAAUAACAUAAUAAUACUAUUAGCAAAAAUGUUUAUUUUCAAUUCACAAUCUGUAGAAACAAUGAGAAUAGAAAGGUUCAGAACUUUUGUAAGACAUCACAGUACAGUUGAAAUAUAUAUGGCAAAUAGAAAUCCUAUAUGGAUGGUGUUAAAAGAUAGAUGGGAGGUGUUGAAUGGAAUUGAAGGAUGGGACUAAUAACAACUAACAACAACUAAUAACAAGAUAACUAAUAAUGUAGGCACGCUGUUUCCAUAAUAAGUGUAUGGGUUGUAGGUUGGGAGCUUUUGUGAAGGAGCACAGUUAGAAAGAUAUGGCAUAUAGCAGCAAACCGGAUGGACAUCAUGAAAAUGAUCGAAGAGGUUGAGAGUAGAAGAAGUUCAGGAGAAAGAACAAACAAAAUGUAAUUAUUGUAAAAUUGACUGUGUCCAUAAAAUGUAGAUACAGUGAGGGAAAAAUAUAUAUAUAUAUACAGUGAGGGAAAAAAGUAUUUGAUCCCCUGCUGAUUUUGUACAUUUGCCCACUGACAAAGACAUGAUCAGUCUAUAAUUUUAAUGGUAGGUUUAUUUGAACGGUGAGAGACAGAAUAACAACAAAAAAAUCCAGAAAAACGCAUGUUAAAAAUGUUAUAAAUUGAUUUUCAUUUUAAUGAGGGAAAUAAGUAUUUGACCCCUCUGCACAACAUGACUUAGUUCUUGGUGGCAAAACCCCUGUUGGCAAUCACAGAGGUCAGACAUUUCUUGUAGCUGGCCACUAGGUUUGCACACAUCUCAGGAGGGAUUUUGUUCCACUCCUCUUUGCAGAUCUUCUCCAAGUCAUUAAGGUUUCGAGGCUGACGUUUGGCAACUCGAACCUUCAGCUCCCUCCACAGAUUUUCUACGGGAUUAAGGUCUGGAGACUGGCUAGGCCACUCCAGGACCUUAAUGUGCUUCUUCUUGAGCCACUCCUUUGUUGCCUUGGCCGUGUGUUUUGGGUCAUUGUCAUGCUGGAAUACCCAUCCACGACCCAUUUUCAAUGCCCUGGCUGAGGGAAGGAGGUUCUCACCCAAUAUUUGACGGUACAUGGCCCCAUCCAUUGUCCCUUUGAUGCGGUGAAGUUGUCCUGUCCCUUUAGCAGAAAAACACCCCCAAAGCAUAAUGUUUCCAUCUCCAUGUUUGACGGUGGGGAUGGUGUUAUUGGGGUCAUAGGCAGCAUUCCUCCUCCUCCAAACACGGCGAGUUGAGUUGAUGCCAAAGAGCUCGAUUUUGGUCUCAUCUGACCACAACACUUUCACCCAGUUCUCCUCUGAAUCAUUCAGAUGUUCAUUGGCAAACUUCAGACGGCCCGGUAUAUAUGCUUUCUCGGCACGGUAUAUAUGCUUUCUUGAGCUGCAGGAUUUCAGUCCUUCACGGCAUAGUGUGUUACCAAUUGUUUUCUUGGUGACUAUGGUCCCAGUUGCCUUGAGAUCAUUGACAAGAUCCUCCCGUGUAGUUCUGGGCUGAUUCCUCACCGUUCUGAUGAUCAUUGCAACUCCACAAGGUGAGAUCUUGCAUGAAGCCCCAGGCCGGGGGAGACUGACAAAUCUUUUGUGUUUCUUCCAUUUGCGAAUAAUCGCACCAACUGUUGUCACCUUCUCACCAAGCUGCUUGGCGAUGGUCUUGUAGCCCAUUCCAGCCUUGUGUAGGUCUACAAUCUUGUCCCUGACAUCAUUGGAGAGCUCUUUGGUCUUGGCCAUGGUGGAGAGUUUGGAAUCUGAUUGAUUGAUUGCUUCUGUGGACAGGUGUCUUUUAUACAGGUAACAAGAUGAGAUUAGGAGCACUCCCUUUAAGAGUGUGCUCAUAAUCUCAGCACGUUACCUGUAUAAAAGACACCUGGGAGCCAGAAAUCUUUCUGAUUGAGAGGGGGUCAAAUACUUAUUUCCCUCAUUAAAAUGCAAAUCAAUUUGUAACAUUUUUGACAUGCGUUUUUCUGGAUUUUUGUUGUUGUUAUUCUGUCUCUCACUGUUCAAAUAAACCUACCAUUAAAAUUUGACUGAUCUUUUCUUUGUCAGUGGGCAAACGUACAAAAUCAGCAGGGGAUCAAAUACUUUUUUCCCUCACUAUAUGCACGCAUGACUGUAAGUUGCUUUGGAGAAAAGUGAUGCAGACAAUUACAUUGAUGGAAGUUACAAUCUAUCUGCAAUAUUAAGCUGAUCUACCCCCCCCCCCAAAAAAAAACCAUCAACCUGCAAUAUCAUUUCUAAUCUACAAAAAGCUGAGCUAUUUAACUUUAUAUUAUGGCAUUUCUCUUUAGUUUGUGAAAUUUUUAGGUCACUUAUCUUAUAUAGGCCUACGUGAGCAGGUAACUUCUGCUACUCCAGGACUUAAAAUGAGUUAGACAGGAGUGACAGAGUUCGAGCUGUGCCUGUAUUCCCCCAUAUUCAAAGUGACUUGUAGCGACUUACUGUCUGAUCAUCCUGCUCUGUAUUGUAAACCCUUCAGAACCUGGUGAGAGCGGGCAGUGCCAUCCUAGACCCUGGCACCAGAGACCACUGGGAGCAGAUCCAGCGCUCUGAGGGGGGCACCGCCCACCUGCUGCGCCACUUUGAGGAUUACACCAACACCCUGGCACAGAACAUGAGGAAGACCUACCUCAAACCAUUCACCAUCGUCACUGACAAUAUGAGUGAGUGAAGACACAUUUACAGACCAAUGAAGAGAUGAUUUCAGAGUCUAGGAGCAGAUUCCUAACUCCCUAACACAGAAUUUGAACAAAUCUUCCAUUGAUAAAUAGUCUCUGAGUGAACUGCAGUCAAGUUUUACUUCCAUUCAGUGCAAUUAUAAUAUAUCACCCUUAUUUGAUAAUGAGCUGGUCUUGAUGUGUAGUUCUUUCUCUCUCCUUAGUCAUUGUUGUUGAUUACCUGGACACGUCCGUCCCUGAGCAGGCCUCAUUCCCUCGCUUCCAUGUGAUCCAGGAGUACUACCCCAAAGAUCUCACGUCCUCUGUCCAUUUCCCACAGUUCAACACUAGGCCCCAGGAGGUCCCCAACAAAGGUACAGUUGUUUACAUUUACAUUUACAUUUACAUUUUAGUCAUUUAGCAGACGCUCUUAUCCAGAGCGACUUACAGGAGCAAUUAGGGUUAAGUGCCUUGCUCAAGGGCACAUUAACGUCAUUUAGCAGACGCUCUUAGCCAGAGCGACUCACAAAUUGGUGCGUUCACCCUAUAGCCAGUGGGAUAACCACUUUACAAUUGGGGGGGGGGGGGGGGGGGUUAGAAGGAUUCCUUUAUCCUAUCCCAGGUAUUCCUUAAAGAGGUGGGGUUUCAAAUGUCUCCGGAAGGUGGUGAGUGACUCCGCUGUCCUGGCGUCGUGAGGGAGCUUGUUCCACCAUUGGGGUGCCAGAGCAGCGAACAGUUUUGACUGGGCUGAGCGGGAACUAUGCUUCCGCAGAGGAAGGGGAGCCAGCAGGCCAGAGGUGGAUGAGCGCAAUGCCCUCGUUUGGGUGUAGGGACUGAUCAGAGCCUGAAGGUACAGAGGUGCCGUUCCCCUCACUGCUCCAUAGGCAAGCACCAUGGUCUUGUAGCGGAUGCGAGCUUCAACUGGAAGCCAGUGGAGUGUGCGGAGGAGGGGGGUGACGUGAGAGAACUUGGGAAGGUUGAACACCAGACGGGCUGCGGCAUUCUGGAUGAGUUGUAGGGGUUUAAUGGCACAGGCAGGGAGGCCAGCCAACAGCGAGUUGCAGUAGUCCAGACGGGAGAUGACAAGUGCCUGGAUUAGGACCUGUGCCGCUUCCUGUGUAAGGCAGGGUCGUACUCUCCGAAUGUUGUAGAGCAUGAACCUGCAGGAGCGGGUCACCGCCUUGAUGUUGGCGGAGAACGACAGGGUGUUGUCCAGGGUCACGCCUAGGCUCUUCGCACUCUGGGAGGAGGACACAGCGGAGUUGUCAACCGUGAUGGCGAGAUCAUGGAACGGGCAGUCCUUCCCCGGGAGGAAGAACAGCUCCGUCUUGCCAGGGUUCAGCUUGAGGUGGUGAUCCGUCAUCCAUACUGAUAUGUCUGCCAGACAUGCAGAGAUGCGAUUCGCCACCUGGACAGUUGUCUGCUCACCCUACCACUGGACUUGGAAUACUGCAAACUGUACAAACUCUUUUGGGCUGUAAUCCAUCAAAACCUUUGGGAUUUGUUGGUGACCUACCAAUUAAACAGAUCCAGUGCUUGUAGUCAAGCUUAAGCAGUCAUGUAACCCAGUCUCUUACCAAGACUCAAAAUUAAUCAGCCAUGAUUUGUAAUCGUAUUUAUUAAGGAUCCCCAUUAGCUGCUGCCAAGGCAGCAACUACUCUUCCUGGUGUCCAGCAAAAUUAAGGCAGUUAUAUACAAUAAGAAAAACAUUACAUUACAUUUCACAACAGAUUUCACAACACAUUAAGUGUGUGCCCUCAGGUCACUACUCUACUACCACAUAUCUACAACACAAAAUCCAGGUGUACGUGUGUGUAUGUUAUCAUGCGUGUGUAUGUGUGUGUCUGUGCCUGUGUGUGUGUCUCUUCACAGUCCCCGCUGUUCCAUAAGGUGUAUUUUUAUCCGUUUUUUUCAUCUGUAUUUUACUGCUUGCAUGGGUUACUUGAUGUGGAAUAGAGUUCCAUGUAGUCAUGGCUCUAUGUAGUACUGUGCACCUCCCAUAGUCUGUUCUGGACUUGGGGACUGUGAAGAGACCUCUGGUGGCAUGUCUUGUGGGGUAUGCAUGGGUGUCUGAGUGUGUGCUAGUAGUUUAAACAGACAGCUUGGUGCAUUCAACAUGUCAAUACUUCUCACAAAUUCAAGUAGUGAUGAAGUCAAUCUUUCCUCUACUUUGAGCCAGGAGAGAUAGACAACAAUAAUUGUUUCACCUCUUCCACACUCACUUUACGGAAUUCAAAAUUACAAUGCUUGUCUUUCAUCAUUUGGUCAGUUAUGCAUGGAUGUGUAUGUUCAGAAUUAGUUGUUGGCAUGUCAUGCCUAAGUUUGAUAAUCUUGCCAAAGAAAAAAACAUUAAAGUAGUUGGCAAUAUCAGUGGGUUUUGUGAUGAAUGAGCCAGCUGAUUCAAUGAAUGGUGGAGCCCAGUUCGCCUUUUUGCCCAAAAUUUUAUUUAAGGUGCUCCAAAGCUUUUCACUAUUAUUCUUUAUAUAAUUUAUCUGUGUUUCAUGCAUGUAGUAAGGACUUAAAUAGGUGUUCUAACUCUCUCACUCUCUCUCUCUCUCUCUCUCUCACUCUUACUCUCACUCUCACUCUCUAGUAGUCGAGCCUAGCCCCAGCGUCGAGCCCUCUCAGACCGACGCCCCUGAAGAGGAUCACACCCUAUCCAAUAAGAGACGCCGCCAUGUCGAGCCCGCUGCCCCCCUGCCUGUUGCCGUGGUGAUAGUGUUCAGGUCGUUGGGUCAGCUCCUCCCUGAGCGAUACGACCCGGACCGUAGGAGCCUCAGGUAACCAGUGCAAUGCUUUUCUACAUUUUACUACACUUUACUUCAAUCUUUCAUAAAAUCUGACAUAACCAGACACUGCCUUUAUCAAUUUCUAUGUAGCUAAUCUAGCCAUCAUAAUAAAGACAUAACAUAUGUCAUAAAUUACUCAAGCGUGGUAACAGAUAUGGCAACUGUAUUUGCGUUGGCACAAACCAUUGUUUACUUUAGGUCCGAUUAUUACCCUGGCAUACUGUGGGUGUUUGUCUCACAUGUCAUUGCCAUGCAGUCAGAAUCUUUCACUGUAUACAUUUGGACCACUCAAAACUCUAUAUAUGAUUAAAACAAAUCAUUUACAAUUGAAACAUACACAUAUAAGGCAGAGUUAAAUGUGGAACAGUUUGGUUGGUAUGUCAUAAUAUUUAGCCCCGUGUUUGUAUAUGAUAGCUGCUGCGCUGGUACUAGAAGGGCUCAGAAAGCACAAUUUGUCUGGUUGCCAAGCGACCACAACCAGCAGAGAAUGUAUAUUUUGGAACUCCCUAAAAGGAGUGUUUGCUUGAGUGCGCGCGGUCACACAUGCGUAAACAUUACUUCAAAAGUUAUCAAAAUGAGUGUGUCCAUUCAUCCUUGCUCAUAUGUAUAUGUGUUGUGUGUGUGUGUGUGUGAACAGGCUGCCCAACCGUCCAGUGAUCAACACCCCCAUAGUGAGCACGUUGGUGUACAGCGAGGGUUCUCCCCUCCCCUCUCCCCUUGACCCCCCCAUCACACUGGAGUACACACUACUGGAGACAGAAGAGAGGACCAAACCUGUGUGUGUGUUCUGGAAUCACUCCAUCGCGUGAGUACAUUUACAUUUGACAUUUUAGUCAUUUAGCAGACGCUCUUAUCCAGAGCGACUUACAGUUAGUGAGUACUACACACACACACACACACACACACACACACACAUGCACGCACGCACACACUCUUUACAUGGUAUUUAUUCUCUUUCCUCUGUGUGUGUGUGUGUGUGUGUGUGUGUGUGUGUGUGUAGGAUUGGUGGUACGGGAGGCUGGUCGUCUAAAGGAUGUGAGCUACUGCACAGGAACAACACACACAUCAGCUGUCAGUGUAACCACAUGACCAGCUUCGCUGUGCUCAUGGACAUCUCCAAGAGAGAGGUAGGCUCAAAGACAUAUACUGUACAUAGCUCUAAAUAGAGUUGUAAUUAUAUUGCUAUGGGCAGGCUACACUACAGCAGUAGUGUGUGUGUGUGUGUGUGGGUGGGAUAGUUAAAGUCCUCUCACUGUUUGCUGCUACCAAGUAUGAUUAUGAUCUUUAUUUGAGCUAGUUAUACAAUAAUGUAAUACAUAUCUCUCCCUCCUCUCUCUUUCCCCACUCUCUCUCUCUCUCUUUCUUACCCCUCUCCCCCUUUCUCCUCUCUUGCUCCCCCCUCCCUCUCCCUGCCCUCCCCCCAGCAUGGUGACGUGUUACCCCUAAAGAUUGUGACCUACACCACGGUGUCAGCCUCCCUGGUGGCCCUGCUCCUCACCUUCAUCCUGCUGGCUCUACUCAGGAAGCUACGCUCUAACCUCCACAGCAUCCACAGGAACCUGGUGGCGGCACUCUUCUUCUCCGAGCUCGUCUUCCUCAUCGGCAUCAACCAGACUGACAACCCAGUGAGAAACAUUUAACCUAUGAACCCUGACCUCUUACUCUGACCCUGACUUCUAUGACUCUAACCCUGACGAAUCCACCAGACAAAUAGAUAAACUGAACUAAGGAAGCCUAAUCGUGACCUCUAACCAUGACCAUGACCCUGACCUCUAACCCCUGAACUUUAACCUCUGACCCAUCAACAAGACUGAAAACCCAGUGACUGAAAAUUAAGGAACCCUGACCUAUAAACUCCUGAAAAUGACAUUGACCAUGCUUUAGCAGGGAUAGUUUGGAAUGUUUAGUAUUUGUGACUAUCUGGAUAUGAAUGAAAAAUAUCUUGGUUGUUUGGUAGCACUCCUGAUUCUUAAGCUUAAGUGUUAGAAGUACACUAGUGCCUCUGUUCUCUCUGCUUAGAGCACAGGUUACAUUUAAUUCUUUAAAUAUCACUUCUGUUAAUUAUGUUGAUUAUGGAGUCAUUUUGUUUACAAAUUGAAGGGAUCACCUGGGAUAACCCCAGGAAUACAGCCCUGCAGCCAUUUUCUCCCUGGCGUUAUGGGAAUUCAUCAUUGUUGUUGAGCUGAGAAAAGAGUCAUGCUCUACAACACUAUGGAAAGUCUUGUGUCUGCCUGCACAGGUUUCUAUUUUUGUUGAAAAUCAUAUUGCAAUGUUUAAAACACACAAACAACCCACGUACAUUAUACACACACACACAAACACACCUCCCCAGUCCCCCCACAUACACACUCCUCCCCAACAUAUACAGUAUUUUUCCUAUUCCUGUAGCGUGGUGUAUUUUCAGGUAGGAUAAGGGAUAAAGCAGGGAUUUGUGUUUCAGGUUCACUCCAGUUAGCGGUUUCUGGUAAAUUGCUGCUAUUGGUUUGCCUGGAGCCAUUCAGGUACUGGUGCUGACAGGAGCUUAGAGGGAUCGAUCCUACCUGAGAGGUUGUCUUUGUCUGCUAGAUUUUUCUAGAUUAUACAUCUGAUGCUUCACUAAUAGUGUUAGAGCAGGAAUUUACUGUACUGGAUGAGACUAACCAUUUCUCUGUUGUCUAAAAAUACAUUCCCUAUUUAAGACACUCUGAGAUGUCCGAUACUGUGUAUUCACAUAGCAUGUGAUUCCUUUACCUUGUAAGUGCAGUAUAAAGGUUUGCCUAUAAGCAAGUAAUCUAAUAGUGUAUUUUGACAUAAAAGUAAGUACAUUGAUGCAAUUUACUCUGAAAUGUAUUGCACAACACACACACACACACACACACACACACACACACACACACACACACACACACACACACAGACACACUAAUAGGCCUGCUGUCCCUCAAGGCCUGUGAUAAUAGAGACAUGCUGUUACUGGUGCCUAACUGUUUGAGCCUCAGGUCUGAGUCUGUCUUCAUAGACUGUUACUGUUCAAAUCAAAUUCAAAUCAACGUAUUUUAUAUCAGAAGCUUUACAGAUACCCAGCUUAAAACCUCAAAGAGCAAGCAAUGCAGAGGCAAAAGCACAUUGGCUAGGAAAAACUCCCUAGAAGGCAGUCCUCUUCUGGCUGUUCUGUUACAACAGUAGUAAUGAUCGACACUUACUCACUGACUCACCCUCUGUUUUUCCAAGUGCUUUUCUUAUUCUGAAGUUAGAAGCCUAGCCGUGUGUGUGUGUGUGUGUCAGUGCUGUGGAAUGCUGUUGUCAGUCACAGCCCUGUUAGAUUGAUGCCCUUCUGUUCUGUAGACUGGGAUCUAGCUCUAGUCCUCUCCCUCCCCUACCUGCUGGGGGAUUCCCAAGAACACUGCAUGGAACAAGGGAUGGAGGGAGAUAAAGAAAAGUAGAGCGAGAUGGAGGGAGGGAGAGAGACACUCAGGGCUAUACACUGAGUGUACAAAACAUUAAGAACACCUGCUCUUUCCAUGACAUAGACUGACCAGGUGAAUGCAGGUGAAAGCUAUGAUCCCUUAUUGAUGUCACUUGUUAAAUCCACUUCAAUCAGUGUAGAUGAAGGGGAGGAGACCGGUUAAAGAAGGAUUUUUAAGCCUUGAGACAUGGAUUGUGUAUGUGUGCCAUUCAGAGAGUGAAUGGGCAAGACAUAACUCUAUUAGGAAGGUGUUCUUAAUGUUUUGUACCCUCAGUGUAGUGUGACCAGUGCUGAAGAAUGGAACUUGGAACUUGGAUUAGUGGUUCUCAAUGUGAUUGAAAUGGAUGUCCCUCGUUAUCUCUAACCUUGUCCCUCUGUGACUCUCUGUCUGUAGUUUGUGUGUACGGUGAUCGCCAUCUUGCUCCACUACUUCUACAUGUGUACGUUUGCCUGGAUGUUUGUGGAGGGCCUCCACAUCUACCGCAUGCUGACGGAGGUCAGGAACAUCAACCACGGUCAAAUGAGAUUCUACUACGCCAUGGGCUGGGGCAUACCUGCAAUCAUCACAGGUGAGGAAACACACACACAUAACGAAUGCACACACAGAUGCACACGCGGACAGACGGAUGGGCACUCACGCACUCACACACACACACACUUAAACUCAGUCACCCCAAUCCCAGGUAAACAAACCUAGUCACACCUACGAGUCAGAAGCCAUCUUGUCUGUCUUCUGCCGUACACCGACUCGCCUGUCUCUCCUUGAGGAACCUUUGAUCCCUGUGGGAAACCUGGUGGAGAGAGAGGGAGAAAGAGAGAGAGAGAGGGAGAGAGAGAGGAAGAGAGCAGUAGGAAAAGCCAGAUAAUAUGAGGGAGAGAGCAGAGAGAGAGAGGAAGCAGGAGAGAGAGGAGAAGCGAGCAGAAGAGAGGAAGAGGUGGAAAGAGAGAGGGAGAGAGAGACAUCCUGAAGUCUCUGUCCAGUAGUAGUCUCUAGUGCUAUAUAUCAUCUCCUGUCCUGAAGACUUCCUGUAGGUGAUUAGACCUGUGUCUGCUGAUGCCAGUCGGCCCAUAAUGGUAUCACCUUCCACCCUGGCAAACGCACAAAGCCUGGGGAGAGAAUAAGUCCCUAACCCAGCCCAGCUCCUCUCUUCUCUCAUGGAUAAUACCAGUGUAGAUCAGCUUACACCGUUGUGCACUAGAGUGAGGUGUUUUAUGAAGCCUCUGUGUAUAUCUAUGGAUUUGAAUAAAGAAAGAAAGCCUGCACACGGUAGACGCUGUUCCGACAUGCUUUGCUUGACCUGCAACAUCAUCUGUGGAUGAACCAUGCACAGGCUUUCUAGCCUUUCUCUGCUAUUCUCUUCUCCCAUCAAUAAUAGCCUGAUGCAUCUACUUACAUUGUUGUUUAGUGGGGUUUCUAAUAGGUGUGAAUGUAUUAUUGGCCCAGUACAGGUGAUGCUCAUACUUUACAGUAGGCCUACAGCUAACACAGUCUUGAUAUGUUUCUCUGGUUCUCCCCUCCUCAGGUCUGGCAGUGGGUCUUGACCCUCAGGGCUAUGGGAACCCAGACUUCUGCUGGCUCUCUGUCCACGACACUCUCAUCUGGAGCUUCGCAGGACCCAUCUCUGUAGUCGUCCUGGUGAGUGCCUGAGAUAAAUGGUGCUAAUAGCGAUAGAUUAAUACUUACUUUUACAUGAUUAUUUUCAAUGUUACAUUCUUCUCUUUCUUUCUUUCUUUCUCUGCUCGUUCUUCUCUCCUUGCCCUUUUCUUUUCUUUUUGUCCUUCCUUUGCUCUCUCUCUCUCUCUCUCUCUCUCUCGCGCUCUCUUUCUCUGUCUCUCUCUCUCUUUGUCUCUCUCUCUCUCUCUCUCUCUCUCUCUCUCUCUCUCUCUCUCUCUCUCUCUCUCUCUCUCUCUCUCUCUAAUUCCUUAGCAAAUGCCAUGCCUGUGUUAGUGAGUGAUUUGCAAUUAGAGGUCUUGAGUGUAUCUGUAGUUGACUGUAAGUUAAUUUAUCAUGUUGUCUGCCAUGGUACUAAUGCUUGUCUCUGUCUCUCUCCUCUCUCUCAGGUCAAUAUCGUCAUCUUUGUACUGGCAGCUAAGGCAUCCUGUGGACGCAGGCAGAGGUCCUUCGAGAAGUCUGGAGCCAUGUAAGUAUUAUUACACACGCAGGCACAUACGCACGCAUGCACACACGCUUGAGAUUAAGGAUAUCAAAGGCCAUUCUCUACAUUCUAUUGUGGAGCUACGCCUAUGUUACAUUAACCAUCUUACUAGGACUUACAUGUGUGUCUGUGGAUGCGCGACUGUGUGGGUGUGCGUCCAUGCGUGUAUGUAUGAGUGUGUGCAUGUGUGUGUGUCAAGAGUUGCUGUAGGUAGGUGUGGUGUGGAAUCAGGCGCAGGACGCAGAAGUUAAGUCCAACAAAGACUUUAGUAGAUCACACAAAAUAUAAUCCAAAAACAGCCCGGAGGCGAGAAAAGCGCGCACAGGCGUAAACAAACGGGCGCACUAAACAUGUGCGUAAUCUUCUCCUUAAAACAAACAAGGAGGUAAGCUACAAAAUAGCGCACCAAAACAGGUAGCGCAGCAACACGACAAGGAACAAUUACACACAACACCUAAACUAACAACAAGGAACUAAAUAGGGUGCUUAAUGAGACCUAACACAAAACAGGUGUGACAAACAGACAAAACCAAUCAAACAAGAAACAUAGAACGGUGGCAGCUAGUACUCCGGAGACGACGACCGCCGAAACCUGCCCGAACAAGGAGGAGGGGCCGCCUCGGCCGAAACCGUGACAGUACCCCCCCCCUUGACGCGCGGCUCCAGCCGUGCGCCGCCCCCCGCCUCGGGGACGACCAGGAGGACGCGGAGCAGGGCGCGUAGGAUGACCACGAUGGAAUUCGGUCAGCAGGGACGGAUCCAGAAUGUCCCUCCUCGGCACCCAGCACCGCUCCUCCGGACCGUACCCCUCCCACUCCACGAGAUAUUGGAGACCCCCCAUCCGGCGUCUCGAAUCCAGGAUGGUCCGAACAGUGUAUGCCGGAGCCCCCUCGAUGUCCAACGGGGGCGGAGGAGUCUCCUCUAUCUCAAAAUCCUGGAGUGGACCAGCUACCACCGGCCUGAGGAGAGACACAUGGAACGAGGGGUUAAUAUUCUUGUAAUCAAUGGGCAGUUGUAACCUGUAACACACCUCGUUCAAUCUCCUCAGGACUUUAAAAGGCCCCACAAACCGCCGACCCAGCUUCCGGCAGGGCAGGCGGAGGGGCAGGUUUCUGGUUGAGAGCCAGACUCGAUCUCCAGGUGCGUACACUGGCCCCUCACUGCGGUGUAGGUCGGCGCUCGUCUUCUGUCGACGGAUGGCUCGCUGCAGAUGGACGUGUGCAGCGUUCCACGUCUCCUCCGAGCGCCGCACCCACUCAUCCACAGCAGGGGCCUCGAUCUGGCUCUCAUGCCAAGGUGCCAGAACCGGCUGGUACCCUAACACACACUGGAAAGGGGUUAGUCUAGUGGAGGAGUGGCGGAGAGAGUUCUGUGCCAUCUCGGCCCAGGGCACAUAUCUCGCCCACUCCUCCGGCCGGCCCUGACAAUAUGACCUCAGAAACCUACCCACAUCCUGGUUGACUCGUUCGACCUGCCCAUUACUCUCCGGGUGGUAACCCGAGGUAAGGCUCACCGAGACCCCCAACCGUUCCAUAAAGGCUCUCCAGACUCUGGAGGUAAACUGGGGGCCUCGAUCGGACACUAUAUCCUCGGGUACCCCGUAAUGCCGGAAGACGUGAGUAAAUAGAGCCUCAGCGGUCUGUAGGGCAGUAAGAAGACCCGGCAUGGGAAGGAGACGACAGGCCUUCGAGAACCGAUCCACAACGACCAGGAUGGUGGUAUUCCCUCGUGAGGAGGGAAGGUCGGUAACAAAAUCCACCGAGAGGUGAGACCAGGGUCGUUGUGGAAUGGGCAGGGGUUGUAAUUUACCCCUGGGCAAGUGUCUGGGCGCCUUACACUGGGCACACACUGAGCAGGAGGAGACAUAAACCCUCACAUCCCUGGCUAACGUUGGCCACCAGUAUUUUGUACUAAGGCAGUGCACUGUCCGGCCAAUACCUGGAUAUCCAGAGGAGGGUGACGUGUGAGCCCAAUAAAUCAGCCGAUCCCGGACCUCGAGCGGGACGUACGUCCGACCCACCGGACACUGUGGAGGGCUAGGGUCGGUGCGUAAUGCCCGCUCGAUCUCCGCAUCGACCUCCCACACCACCGGUGCCACCAGACAAGACUCCGGUAGUAUGGGAAUGGGCUCCACGCACCUCUCCUCCGUGUCAUACCGCCGAGACAGGGCAUCUGCCUUCCCGUUCUGGGACCCAGGGAUGUAAGUGAUCUUGAACACAAACCGGGCGAGAAACAUAGUCCAUCGAGCCUGGCGAGGAUUCAGUCUCCUAGCUGCCCGAAUGUAUUCCAGGUUACGGUGGUCGGUCAGAAUGAGGAAAGGGUGUUGAGCCCCCUCAAGCCAAUGCCUCCACACCUUUAGGGCCUGUACUACGGCUAACAGCUCCCUGUCCCCUACGUCAUAAUUCCGCUCCGCCGGACUGAGCUUUUUAGAAUAAAAAGCACAGGGGCGGAGCUUAGGUGGUGUGCCGGACCGUUGUGAAAGAACUGCCCCGAUACCGGCCUCAGACGCGUCUACCUCUACUUGGAAGGGUAAAGUGGGAUCCGGGUGCGCCAGCACUGGAGCCGAGGUAAACAGGUCCUUCAGUCUCCCAAAAGCCCUGUCCGCCUCAGCCGACCACCGCAAGCGCACCGGACCCCCCUUCAGAAGAGACGUUAUGGGAGCUGCCACCUGUCCAAAACCCCGGAUAAACCUCCGGUAGUAAUUCGCAAAACCCAAGAACCGCUGCACCUCUUUAACCGUAGUUGGGGUUUGCCAAUUACGCACGGCAGACACCCGGUCAACCUCCAUUCUCACCCCUGACGCAGACAACUGGUAACCCAAAAAGGAGACUGACUCCUGGAAGAACAGACAUUUCUCGGCUUUGACAUACAGGUCAUGCUCCAACAGUCUCCUCAGUACCCUGCGCACCAGGGCUACAUGCUCGGCCCGAGUAGAACUGUACACAAGAAUAUCAUCUAUGUACACCACUACUCCCUGCGCCUGCAUGUCCCGGAAAAUCUCAUCUACAAAAGAUUGGAAGACUGAUGGAGCAUUCAUUAAACCAUAUGGCAUGACGAGAGACUCGUAAUGGCCGGAGGUAGUACUAAAUGCUGUCUUCCACUCAUCGCCCUCCCUAAUGCGCACCAAGUUAUAUGCGCUCCUGAGGUCCAAUUUUGUGAAGAACCGUGCCCCGUGUAAGGACUCCGUCAUGGUCGCAAUCAGCGGGAGUGGAUAACUAUAUUUCACAGUCACCUGAUUGAGACCGCGGUAAUCAAUACACGGACGCAAACCUCCAUCCUUUUUCUUCACAAAAAAGAAGCUCGAGGACGCGGGAGAAGUGGAGGACCGUAUGUAUCCCUGUCUCAGAGACUCGGCAAUGUAUGUCUCCAUUGCCCUUUUCUCCUCCUGUGACAAAGGAUACACAUGGCUCCGCGGGAGCGCAGCUCCUGCCUGGAGGUCUAUCGCACAAUCUCCCUGUCUAUGAGGCGGCAACCGUGCCGCUCUUGUUUUACUAAACACGAGUGCCAAAUCCUCAUACUCAGGCGGAAUGUGCAGUGCUGGCAUCUGGUUCGGACUCUCCACCGAGGUCGCCCCUACGGAAACACCCAGACAUAGCCCCUCACACUGAGCAGACCACCCUUUAAGAGCCUUCUCUCGCCACGAAAUCGUAGGAUCAUGGGUAAUCAACCAGGGAAGCCCCAGUACCACCGGAUACGCAGGAGAGUCGAUCAGAUAGAGUUGAAUCGUCUCCUCAUGACCGUCCUGCGUCAUCAUCCUAAGUGGCGCCGUGACCUCCCUAAUCAACCCAGAUCCUAACGGACGACUAUCUAGGGCAUGUACAGGGAAAGGCUUAUCGACCGGAAGGAGGGGAAUCCCUAACUCAACACAGAAUUUACGAUCUACAAAAUUCCCAGCUGCGCCUGAAUCGACUAGCGCCUUAUGCUGGGAACGAGGUGCAACCUGUGGGAAACAAACAGGUAAUGUUAUGUGUACGACAGAAAGCUCUGGGUAAGUAGGGCGCCUACUCACCUGGGAGGACUCCCCAAUGUGUGACCUGCCAUCUCCCUCACCAGGGGACCCUCCCCAGCACCUAGCCGCGGUGUGCCCUCCGCGACCACAGUUGGUGCAGGAGACUGCCCCCCUCGGGCUCCUUCUACUCCUCCCUCUAGCGCCAGCACCUCCAAGCUCCAUCGGGCUCGGCUCGGAGGCGCUGGAGGGUAGAAUGGGCGGCCCCCACCUGGGACGUCCGCGGGUCGCGAGCAGGGUGUCCAGCCGAAUGGCCAUGUCCACCAACUGGUCAAAUGUUAGUGUAGUAUCCCUGCACGCUAACUCUCUGCGGACGUCCUCCCGAAGGCUGCAUCUAAAGUGGUCUAUGAGGGCCCGCUCAUUCCACCCUGCAUCUGCCGCUAGAGUCCGGAACUCCAGCGCAAACUCUUGAGCGCUCCUCAUCCCCUGUCGGAGGUAGAAUAGACGCUCCCCCGCCGCCUUCCCUUCUGGUGGAUGGUCGAAGACCGCACGGAAGCGGCGGGAGAACUCUGCAUAGGUGACUGUGGCGGCGUCUAUUCCCCUCCAUUCGGCGUUGGCCCACUCCAACGCCUUGCCGGUGAGACAGGAGAUGAGGGCGGAAACGCUCUCGUAUCCCGAGGGCGCCGGGUGUAUGGUGGCAAGGUAGAGCUCCACCUGUAACAGGAACCCCUGACACCCGGCAGCGGUGCCGUCGUACGCCCUCGGGAGCGAGAGCCGAAUCCCACUGGGUUCCGGUUGUUGGACGGGCGGGUUGACCGAAGGUGAUGGUGCGGUAGGUGGAGGUGUGGGUACAUCGCUGGUCUCCCAACGAUGGAGAAUGUUCAUCACCCGGUCCAAAGCGUGCCCGAUCUGAUUAAUCCGAUCAUCUUGACCUCGGAGACGCUCCUCCAUGAUGUCGGUGGGUGCUCCUGCUGAUUCCAUUCGAUGGUGUGUAAUUCUGUCAAGAGUUGCUGUAGGUAGGUGUGGUGUGGAAUCAGGCGCAGGACGCAGAAGUUAAGUCCAACAAAGACUUUAGUAGAUCACACAAAAUAUAAUCCAAAAACAGCCCGGAGGCGAGAAAAGCGCGCACAGGCGUAAACAAACGGGCGCACUAAACAUGUGCGUAAUCUUCUCCUUAAAACAAACAAGGAGGUAAGCUACAAAAUAGCGCACCAAAACAGGUAGCGCAGCAACACGACAAGGAACAAUUACACACAACACCUAAACUAACCUAACAACAAGGAACUAAAUAGGGUGCUUAAUGAGACCUAACACAAAACAGGUGUGACAAACAGACAAAACCAAUCAAACAAGAAACAUAGAACGGUGGCAGCUAGUACUCCGGAGACGACGACCGCCGAAACCUGCCCGAACAAGGAGGAGGGGCCGCCUCGGCCGAAACCGUGACAGUGUGUUAUGUUGUGUGUGUGCAUACAUGCGGGUGACUGUGUGUUUGUGUGUGUUAUAAUCUGAGUCUCUCCGUCUACCUCCCUCCCCCUACAUAGUCCUGCUCUGAGGAUGGCCUUCAUGCUCCUAUUGCUCAUCAGCGCCACCUGGCUGUUGGGCCUCAUGGCCGUCAACAGUGAUGUCAUGACCUUUCACUACCUGUUCGCCAUCUUCAGUUGUCUGCAGGUGAGGGGUCAGGGACAGGGCUCAGGGUUAAAGGUCACGGGUCAGGCUGUACAGUCCACUAUCAUUCACUAGACUCUAGAAGCUAAAACUCAGCCUUACUGUACACCAGUGAUCACCAGCCGUGACAAAAUCCAUUCUCUUCACUGAUAUUAGGCCAGGGCCUGCAUUCAUAAAGCGUCUCAGAGUAGGCGUACUGAUCUACGAUCAGUUUUGCCUUUUAGAUAAUAUUGAAUAAGAUUACAUUGCCAGGGGAGACCUGAUCCUAGAUCAGCACUCUACUCUGAGACAAUUUAUGAAUGCAGGCCCUGGCCUAAUAUCAUUGAAGAGAAUGGAUUUUGUAAAGGCUUUGACUGACCCUCUCUCUCCGUCUCCUUAUAGGGCAUCAUCAUCUUCUUCUUCCAUGUGAUCUUUAAUAAAGAAGUGAGGAAGAAUCUGAAGAAUGUCUUUACUGGGAAGAGGGCUUUACCGGAUGAGUCCAGCACUACCAGAGCAUCUCUACUCACUGUAAGUAUACACACGGAUAAACACACACACAUAAGGAGAUAAACAGAUAUCUUUACUGUCUAGUACUGACUGGUUUCUUUCUCCCCCAUCCCCCCCCCCCUCUCCCACCCUCCUUCCAACCAAUCCCCCCUCCCUCCAGCGGUCUCUGAACUGUAACACCACGUACACUGAGGACGGUCCUCUGUACAGGUCAGCCAUUGGGGAGUCCACUGUUUCCCUGGAGAGUACCGUCAGGUCAGCCAAAAGCCACAGCAGCUACCUCGCUUACACACUCAGGUAACACGGUGGCUGCCGCAUGGCUAUGGCAAUGGCAAAACUGUCUGUCCUUUCUCAGUCUGGAUCUCUCUUUUUUUCUCUGUUACUCUUUUGAUCUCUGAGCCAUCUCUCUCUCUCUCUCUCGCUCUCUCUCACUGCGUGACUAGCUCAACCACACUAACCCUUGUAGCAGCCCCCCUCCACAGCAUCUCUGAGCUCUGUCUCUCUCUCUCUCUCUCUCUCUCUCUCUCUCUCUCUCUCUCUCUCUCUCUCUCUCUCUCUCUCUCUCACUCACUCACUCACUCACUCACUCACUCACUCACUCACUCUCUCUCUCUCUCUCACUCUCUCUCUCUCUCUCUCUCUCUCUCUCUCUUGCUCUCUCUCUCUGUGGUUUUGUGACUGUUUUUCUACCUUUCUGAAUAUGAUUUCACGCGCAUGCAGGCAAAGCAUGGCUCAGCAUAACACAGCAGUUUGUCAAACACGCAAGCAUACAAAAAGAGACGACACACAAACACACACACACACACACACACACACACACACACACACACACACACACAUACACAGGUCAACAAGGGCUAAGCUCAGUGGGUGGGGAGUGUCUGGCUGGAGGGGGAGGCAUAUACAGUACCUGGUAGAAUAUUUCAGACACACACAGCUGGCUUUUGUUGGUUAGGCUCCAGCCCCAGCAAGCCUAACUCUUAGAUCAGAAAGCAUCAGACAGGUUAGCUACAGUACAGUAUUGCUGUAGGCCCUCUGGCUAAUGUCUAAAUCUAUAAGAGUUUGGAAAAGUUAUUACUCUUACAUUAUGUUCAGGGAAAAGAGACAAAAUGGGGGGAAAUUCCACUUCAUCCAUUGCCCAGGUGAAGUUCGUCAUCAGUUCUUCUGCAGCUCUAUAGUAAGUUCAAUGUGAUUACACCUAGCUGUGUAACUAACCUGUGUUUGGCCUUCUCUCUGAUGUAGGGGUGACUCUGGUCAGAAGCCCAGUGUGUCGUCGGGGACAGCUAAAGCAGGACACACUGACCUGGACGGAUCUCUGUUCCACAGGAACGGCACUAAAGGAGGAGACGGUAAGCCAUAUCAUGAUCUGAUUCAAACUCCAUCAAACUGUCCUUUUUAUAAGAGUAGAUGGAGAUGGUGUGUGGUCUUCACAGCAGUGAGCUGUGUGUCUGUAUAAUGUAUUCAUGUGUUGCUCUUUCUCUCUUUUUGUCUUUUGGUCUCCCUCUCUCUCUUUCUCUCUCUCAGACUCGGACUCGGACAGUGAGUUGUCUGUAGAUGAACACAGCUCGUCCUAUGCCUCGUCUCACUCUUCUGACAGCGAAGAUGAUGACAUGGACAUCAAGCCCAAGUGGAACAAUGAGAGACAGCCUCUACACAGCACACCCAAAGGGCCCAGCAUCGCACCCAAAGGUAGCCAUCCAUUUCUAAACCAAAACACCCCUCACCCUAACGGGUACCUAUCAGUUACCCGAAACAUCCAUGGUCUCACUGCUCAGAAAGCACUGCAGUUUCUCUCAUUUAGCUUUUUAUUCAUUCUUAAUGACUCACUGAUAAGAUGACAUAAGUCUUUAGAAUACAUUAUAACUGGAUUAUAGUGCAUUAUACCUGCAGACAUAUUUUUUAUUUACUGUGGUAUGGUAGUACUACCUACAACCAAAGUUCUGAUUGGCUCAUAUUUCUUCUUCCUCUGACCCUAGUGGAAGCAGUGUCCAAUCACGUGAAGCCUUACUGGCCCAAGGAGGCGACGACAGCCAGUGACAGCGAGGAUCCUGGGGGUGCAGAACGGCUGAGGGUGGAGACCAAGGUGAACGUGGAGCUGCACCAGGAGAACAAACUCAACCAUGUAGGAGAGAGAGGAGAGACACCCCAGGACAGGGAGACCCCCACUAGGGAGAACGGACCUCCCAGUCUACCCUCCAAUGGACCUUCCAAUGGGCCUCCCAGCACCCACCAGCCUGAGCCGAAGAAGGGUGAGAGAUGUAGACAUUCCUUAUUUUAUUUUUUUAUUUUUUGUUGGUUGGUUUGUGUGUUUGUUUGUUUGUUCAUUCACUCACUCGUUUGUUUGUUCAUUCAAAUCAUUCAUCCAAGCAUACAAUAUAUUGGCCCUGUCUUUAUCCAUUUGUAAAAGUUUUGUUAUUACACCUAAAACAAAUCUAAAGAUUCUGUAUUCUUCCCAUCUCAGGCAUCCUGAAGAACAAGAUCACGUACCCUCCUCCCUUGACCGACAAGAACAUGAAGAACCGACUGAGAGAGAAGCUGAGUGACUACAACCCUCCCACCAUCUCCUCCUCCAUCCCUCCCCCCAUCAUCCCUCCAUCCAAGACCCCCUCCGUGGCCUCCAACGACGGGGUGCGCCCCGUAUCUGUGGGCAACAGCAACAGCGUAAUCAUCAAGCCGCCGAUCGCCCCACGGCCACAAUUACCACAGAAUGGGGGCGUGGAUAUGAGCAUGACGGCGAUGACGACCAACGGAGGCAACGAAUCAGACUCCGAGUGGGUAGUCGCGUGA